UUUAACGAAUAAUUUAAGUUUAUAGAGAGAAUUUUUAAGUUAAAAAAAAAUAAUUAUUAUCAAAUUGAAGUAGAAAAACCCAGGAGAAGAGUUUAAGUGAAGAAAACAAGUUUAACAAGCUGACUAAGUGCAAUGACGUCAAGGAAGUCGACUGUUUUUCUAGUCUACCUGUUCUAGUCAGGAACUCGACAUUGACUUUCACUGCCAACCAUGCUCACUCUGCUCUUUUCCAAUAUCCUAUUUGUCCUUGUUGCAGGACAAUACCCUGCUGAUACUUAUAUUCCGAGUGUUUCUCGAGAUUGUUUACAGUGCAUAUGCAAGGCAAGUACCGGAUGCGAUCUUAACAUAGGAUGUCACAAUACCGGUUCCGGAGGAUAUUUUUGCGGUCCAUAUUUAAUAUCGUGGGCGUUUUGGGCCGAAGGUGGUAGAAUAGGUGAAAAUCCACGAAAACGAAGCGGUUUCGAGAAUUGCGCUAAGGACAAAGAAUGCUCAGAGAAGACCAUUCAUGGUUACAUGAAUAAACACGCUCGCGACUGCGAUAACGAUAACGAUAUCGAUUGUUACGACAUUGCCAGUAUACAUAAAGCUGGCCAUUACGGAUGCAAUGCCACAUGGUUCAAGAAUACCGAUUAUUGGAAAACAUUGGAGAAAUGUUACGAACCAAUUGCUCAUUAAUUAUUUGUAAUUGUUUUUUAUAAGCAUUCAUAACUAACAUUACAUUUUAUGUUUUUAAACAUAAUUUAAAAAUAGUCGAACCUGCGAACGACGGCCACUGAUAAAACAUAAAAAUAUGGCCGUUGUUUAAAGGUUAUUUCGAACAGGAACGUUCCUCAAGAAAUGGUUGUUGUUGGGGUGGCCGUUAUUGCAGGUUCGACUGUAUUUUAAUUAAUAGUCAAAUUUGCAUACUUAUUUAAUAACAAUUUUUUUAUAACUUAGAACGUAACAUUUUUGUGGUUAUGAAAGUACAUAGAAACAUAUAAAAAAUAUAUGAAUUAAUUUGAAUUUCUGUAGUAUUUUAGCAUAAAUGAAUAGAACUACGUUUAAGAAUAUUAAAAUGAUUAAGUAUACGUUUGAAAUAUUUUUCCAACGCCUAAAGCAUUAUAUUGUUAAUAUAAUUGAGUAUUCAUGUAUGAGGUUCUUCAGAAAGCGCCGUGGAUUUCUAUAGAGUUUCUAUAAACCUAUCACGAGCAUCGUAAUGUUGAAACAUGGUAAACUGUUGCGCAACAUUUCGACUUAAAUUUUACAAAUUUAAAGCUAUUUUAAUAAUUUUUAUACAUUUUUCUCCGUCAUCAUCCGCAAUACAUAUUUCGAGCCGAUUUUUCCAUUCCAAAGAUGCCGCGAAUCCGUGACCAAUCGCGAAGCUUCGCUACAGUUUAGGUAAUGAAGAAAUUCAACUUCGCAGUGACAGUUUAUUCUUCAAAUGACUUCAAAAUAAAUAAGUACAGAGAAAUCAUCCGGAAUUAAGUUUUUAAAUGCCAUUUACGGCACCCUCUUAUCACUUUUCUAAAGUUAACAAAGUUUAUAUUUGCGCCUCGACUUUAUAAUCACCUGCUUUAAUCUUCUUACAGUGAAGUUAGAAUUAAUAAAUUAAUACCGUGUAAAUCAGUAUUUAUGAUACUGAUUAAAGAAGAAAAUAGUAUUAUCAAUAUUGAAAUUAAGUACUUCGUAGAGUUGGUUAUAAUUUCGAGAGUGCCAACUAUCAUAAUUAAUUUUCACAUGUGUUCAUUAUUAUAAAUCGUGUAUGAUAUUUCCCGUGGACAUCCAAAGAGUUACGUUUAAAUUCAUUAAAACAUUUAUAAAUGAAAUACAGUGUAACAUUACCGGAUAAAUAAUGAUUUUAAAUUAUUCAAA
Centruroides sculpturatus (bark scorpion) is the source of this 1851-nucleotide messenger RNA. RefSeq names its product lysozyme-like. Bases 211 to 675 code for a protein of 154 amino acids. Gene Ontology annotation, molecular function: lysozyme activity. The record is from RefSeq and is a predicted model, not a curated record. Lineage: Eukaryota; Metazoa; Arthropoda; Arachnida; Scorpiones; Buthidae. The transcript is spliced from 4 exons.